CGCGUUGCGACCCAUCUUCUCCAAGGGAUUGGUACAAAAUGAGUUUUAUUGCAAUUUGCGACGCAUCCGUCAGACCGAUUUUCUCGUUUUAACAUUUUUAAGUUUUUAACCCAUUCACCACGCCAACAAUGCUCCGUUCACCCUCCCCCAACGGCGCACCGUUCACCGCCGGCGGCGGCCCUGAGCUCUCAUCAAACGACUUCAACCUCUCCGCACUGGAGAACUCUAACCGCUGGCCACCGGUGGCUGAAGGACCACUGCCGAGCUCCGAACAACCACCGGCCGACUCCGACGUCCUUCAUGUCUCUCGGCCGCCGCUGAAUCCUUGGAGCAAAAUAUUCCUGCCGCCUCCUCCCGUCGCAGCACAAACCCUAGCCGCGGCUGAGCGAAGUGAAAUCAGCAGGAGGCUUCUCUGGAGUAUCACGGCUUCACUCGCUUUCCUUGCUCUGGUCGGUGUUCAGCUCGCGCGGAAUGCUCCCCAUGGAGAAAUUAACCCGUUGAAGCUUCUGAAAGUGGUUACAAGUACCUCAUCAUACAUCUUUAUCCUACUCCUGCUGCCGUUCACACACCAGAUUCGAAAAAUCGAGCUCGGAGUGUUUGUCGGUAUCGUGCUCAACUCGCUGGUUUUCUCUGUGCCGAUUGGGUUGGCCCUCUACUCGGAGGAUGGCUGGGAACUUAUCAUGGUCAAUCUCAUUUUCCUCCACAUUAUGGCUUUGGUUAAUUCAGCUGUGGUCUCUAUCAAACAUUUCGACGUGGCUAAUAUCAUUCUCACAGUUGUCCUGAACCCAUUGCUAUUUGUCGCCGACAAGCAUGAAAAGUUCGGGUUGGCCUUCCGGUUGAUAUAUAUGUAUUACUUCACUUAUUCAAAGGCAUGGAUCAAGUUUCUUCGGCAUUUUGUGGCCAAAAUGAAGGUGCCUGAGUUUCCUGAGGUUGUGUGGCGGGUCAGGGAUGUGUUGGCUGAUGUCUCGGGGGACUACUUGCGUAAGGGGACUUCAUGUAUUUACGAGCCAUUGCUGAGGUCCUGCGUAUCAAAAAUCAGUAGCUUGACACAAGAAAAGGGUUCGGGAGGUCAGGGCCCGAGCAAGCAGCUGGCUGAACAGACAUUUGUCGGUCCAAGAAGUGAUGCUGUUUAAACUGUUGAGGUCUCACGAGAGUUUUCGGUUUGGGAUUCUCUCUGGUUUAUAGUUGCUUUUGUUAUUCCCAGUAGAAUGUAUGAACUUACUUGACUUGUGAACUCUAGGGUUUGCUUUCUGCACUUGUUAAUUUUUCUGUAUAAAGUAGGAACUUGACUGGCGAUUUCUCGGAUUUGCUCCGGUUUGCACUUCAUGUUUUCAGUACAAUGUUGCGACUUUAACUGCUAAUUUCUAGGAUUUUCUCUGUUCAUAUUUAGCUUGUUAUUUUCCGGUACAAUUAGGAACUUGGCUGGUGAUGUUUGCUAAGUGUUUGUUUCAGUGUGCUGCUUCUUUGUGUUUGUUUAUGCAUU
Molecule: messenger RNA, 1483 nt
Organism: Striga asiatica
Lineage: Eukaryota; Viridiplantae; Streptophyta; Magnoliopsida; Lamiales; Orobanchaceae
Source: the annotation of a GenBank genome assembly